AGGGACACUUUCCGGCCCGACACACAAAAAAAGCUCCGCUGUGUGAUCCUUGGUGUUAACGCUCCCAAUCGAAGAUCUCCGCUCUAAGAUCUUUGCUCCCAAUAACGCCCGGGGCCUGCGGUGGGCGCUAGUUGGUCAAAGAAGUGAAAGUGUCAGGUCGGGGACAAGAUUGCACGGAAUAUAACAAUUUCGUCCUCUCGGGGGGGAAGGAAGCUGCCGCAGGAACAUCGCCAAAUAAAACUUGACACUGAGCCAUAUAAAUAUGCUAGGACUGCCGAUCUGAAGCUGGUUUGGAGGUUCCAUCGCUUUUGAAGGAUGAUUACAUUGAAAUGAAAUGCACCAAGUAUAGACAUAAUCAUCUGGUUGAUUGCUGUUGUUUAAGAAAGCCAAUUUCCAUCUACCAAAGACCCAACUCCUAUUGGCAUCAUUCAAUGCCCAAUUCUAGUGAAUAUCAACUACCAAAGCCAACUGGAAACAUAAGGAGUAUCAAUGUUCUUGAUGAGCUUGCAGCUGGUGACCCACCAGGAGUUUCUAGUUCCAAUUUGUUUUCCUGUUACGGUGCUCCAGAAUUCGGCCUAAAUCCCAAUGCCACAGGACAUGGAUCAUGGAUGUUUCCUGUGGUCCGGGCACGAGAAGUGUUUUACAAUGUCUGUUCGGAUUAUGGUUUGCUGAACAAAGCCACCAUUAUUGCCAGUACACCACGAGCUUCCAGUGAACCUGCUCCGAUACAGGAUGGAACUUCUUCAGUAGAUUCUCCAGAACACAAUUCUAGUUAUGUAGAACUUCAAGUUGAUCCUCCAGAUGUAACCCACAGAGGUAAUGCAGAAAAGGUUGCUAUGCCUGUCAGCCAUGGGAAACAGCUGCUUGCCUGGGAGAUAGAUACAUCAGAUUUUAAUAUAGUAACAUCUAAAUUGAAAAGUAGAACAGGCAGCUUGAAGCAGCAAAAUACAAAAAAGAUUAAACCGCAGCAGAAGCACAAUGAAAAAAAAGAUUCUUCUUCAUAUACAGUUCUGGAAGAAAUGAAACAGCGCAAGGUUUUGGAUCUUCGGAGGUGGUAUUGCAUCAGUCGUCCACAAUACAAGACUUCAUGUGGAAUAUCCUCUUUGGUUUCAUGCUGGAACUAUCUCUAUAGUACCUGUGGAUCAGGAAGUCUUCCACCAAUUACCCAGGAAGAGGCUUUACAUAUUUUGGGUUUCCGCCAGCCCUUUGAAGAAAUCAGAUUUGGCCCCUUUACGGGAAAUGCGACACUAAUGAGAUGGUUUAGACAGCUUAAUGAACAUUUUCAUAUGAGAGGCUGUUCCUAUGUUCUGUAUAAACCCCAUGGGAAAAACAGAACAGCUGGAGAAACUGCUGAAGGCGCCUUACUGAAGUUAACUCAAGGCUUGAAAGGUGAAUCUAUGGCCUUUAUAUAUCAUUGCCAGAAUCAUUAUUUCUGUCCCAUUGGAUUUGAGGCUACUCCUUUAAAGGCAUCCAAAGCAUUUCGAGGCAAACUCCCACUUGAGGAAAUGGAAUUUUGGAUCCUAAUAGGUGAACCAAGUAAGAAACAUCCAGCCAUACACUGUAAAAAGUGGACAGACAUAGUGACUGAUCUCAACACACAGAAUCCUGAAUACCUUGAUAUUCGACAUCCUGAAAAGGGUAUACAAUACAGAAAAACCAAAAAGGUCGGCGGAAACUUACAUUGCAUAAUUGCUUUCCAAAAACUGAACUGGCAAAAAUUAAGCACUUGGAUGAUGAACAUUGGAAACUUCAGAUGUGAACCACGUUCAAAGGUAUUGGAAUGUAAAGCCAGUAACUCUGCCACUGGUUUGGAAAGAGUUUUAAAUGAUCAUCGAGACCCAUCAAUGAAUGAUAAGAAUAAAAGUGAAGGAUUUCAGCAAGCAUCUGAAUGGAACCACAUUUCAAGCCCUUAUGAAUACAGAGAUUGUGGCUCUCCUGAAAGUGAGACAGAUAAAGAGAGCAUUGAAUAAAUGUAAUGGUGUAAAUACAAUAUGCUUUUGGUAUGUAUAGUUGGACAAUGAUUUGAGCAUGAUUUAGAUUAAGAAUUGCAGUUGGUGUUAAAAGAUUGUGUGAUCAACAGAAAGUGACAUUGAUAAAAGUACUGUCAGAGGUGCAGUGGAAAACUAUUUAUAAAUUAAAUAAAAUGUGAUGGAAUCGGCCUGUUUGUUGUGCUGCUGCAUAAAGGUAGAUAUUAAAAUCAACAUAAGCACAUUAAGGGAUUAUUAAUGUAAUCUCUUGUUUCAAAUUUUGAGUAGUUUUUUUUUAAAGUAAAGAUGAAAUUUAGAAACCAUUGUAAAGAAACAUAAUCAUCUCUUUUUUAAGAGAUUACAUUUUAAAAUUAAUAAAGUGCUCUUCUCAUGUA
This is a messenger RNA of Leucoraja erinaceus (little skate), 2362 nucleotides long. Its product is annotated as basic immunoglobulin-like variable motif-containing protein. The transcript has 10 exons. The record is from RefSeq and is a predicted model, not a curated record. Bases 330 to 1970 code for a protein of 546 amino acids. Gene Ontology annotation, cellular component: nucleus. Gene Ontology annotation, molecular function: DNA endonuclease activity; single-stranded DNA binding. NCBI's taxonomy places the organism in Eukaryota, Metazoa, Chordata, Chondrichthyes, Rajiformes, Rajidae. Gene Ontology annotation, biological process: nucleotide-excision repair.